AUGACAACGUCACCGCCCCAAGGCUGCGGCAGCAUCGGUGCUGACUACCACCUGCUCUGUGACACAGAGCAGGCCUGGGGGAUUGUCCUGGAGUCGCUGGCUGCAGCAGGCAUCCUCAUCACCGUUUUCCUCAUCUGCUCGCUCUUCUUCCUCAUCUGCAAAGUCCAAGACAACAGCAAGCGGCACACGAUCUCCAUCUACUUUUUCUUUCUUUUAGGCACACUUGGCGUUUUUGGUCUCACUUUUGCCUUCAUCAUUAAACUCAAUGACAGGACUCGUCCCACUCGCUUCUUCCUAUUUGGGGUCCUCUUUGCUCUCUGCUUCUCGUGCCUCCUCACCCAUGCCUGCAACCUCAACAAACUAGUGAGAGGAAGAAAGCCCUUCUCCUGGCGGGUGCUGCUGCUCUUCCUUGUUUCCUUUGCCCUGGUACAAGUUGUGAUCAGCAUUGAGUACUUAGUCACCAUGUUAGUAAACCAGAGAGACAAAUUCCUGAAUAUGACUCGGGAGGAUACCAACAAGGACUUUGUCAUGCUUCUGAUCUACGUGCUCUUCCUGAUGGCUCUGACCUUCUUGGUUUCCAUGUUCACAUUCUGUGGGUCAUAUAAAAGCUGGAAGAGGCAUGGGGCGCACAUCUUUGUCACUGUCCUGUUCUCCAUUGCCAUUUGGGUAGUGUGGAUCACAAUGCUCAUAAAAGGCAACACGGAUUUAGGCAAAGAAAUGUGGGAUGAUCCUGUUGUGGCCAUUGCUCUGGUGUCCAAUGGCUGGAUUUUCCUGAUAAUGUAUAUUGUCCCUGAAAUUUGUUUCCUCACUGCUCCUCUGAAGCUAGAGGACUACCCUCCAGAAAAUGACUUCUGCCAACCCAAGUUCAUAAAGCAGGCAACUGGAGUGGACAACCGUGCCUACACCCAAGAUGAAAUUGUGCAAGGAGACCUCAACUACUCGCCGUACUCCUCUCACUUCCAGAUGAAGGCCAUUGAACCCCAGAAUGAUUUCUCCAUCCCUCGCCCCAAGGCUCGGACAAGCCCAUACCAUGACUACACUGGUGGGAAAAGCCCCAUGUAG
Molecule: messenger RNA, 1062 nt
Organism: Cinclus cinclus
Lineage: Eukaryota; Metazoa; Chordata; Aves; Passeriformes; Cinclidae
Product: retinoic acid-induced protein 3-like
Exons: 3
Coding region: 1-1062 (353 amino acids)
Biological process (GO): G protein-coupled receptor signaling pathway
Cellular component (GO): signaling receptor complex; intracellular membrane-bounded organelle; extracellular exosome
Molecular function (GO): protein kinase activator activity; G protein-coupled receptor activity
Source: RefSeq, a predicted model, not a curated record